UUUGGCAAUAAAACCACUUGAAGUAACAGUGAUACAGAGGAACUUCACUGUGCAUGAACACACAGACACACACACACACACACACACACACACACACACGCAGCUCAUGAAGAUGCGUCUCCGCUUCUGUCUCUAACCACUGAGAUCGAAGCAGCCGACCUCAUCGCUGUGAUAUCAGUUCAACGUCUGCAGCCAAGCAAUGUCUCUCAACGCCUCCUUUCCCGUCCUCAAGCCUUCCAAGAGUGACCAGGCGACAACGGUGGACGUCGACGCCAUCUUGGACAACGUCUCCAUCGUCCUCUACAGUCUGACCGUCGUGCUCGGCAUCACGGGGAACUCCAUGGUGAUCUGGGUGGCCGGCUUCAAGGUCAAGCCAAAGGUCACCAACGUGUGGUUGGUGAAUCUGGCGAUAGCGGACCUCAUCUUCUGCUUCACACGAGCCUUCUCCCUCACUAAGAAGCUCCUCUUCGACAGCUGGCCCUUCGGCGUCUUCGUCUGCAAGUUCAACGGCUUCUUCAAAUACGCCAACAUGUUCUGCUCCGUCUUCCUGUUGGCUGUGAUCAGUCUGGACCGGGCGCUCUGCAUCUGGCAGCCCGUCUUCACCAAGCGUCGACGCACCCUGUGGGCCGCCAGGCUGGUGGCUGUCUGCGUCUGGAGCGCCGCAACCGUCUUCAGCGCGCCGUACUUCGUCUACCGCCAGGUCUACCAGAAGGACAACCUGACCAAGUGCUCCCUGGAGGUGAAGGAGUCCAACAACAGCGCCAAACUGGUCCUCUACUCCAUCCGCUUCCUGUGUGGCUUCAUGUUGCCUUUCAUGGUCAUCCUCAUCUGUUACAUCCUGGCCGCAAUUGGCAUUCGACGCACCCGCCUGCUGGGGAAGUCCCGCCCCCUGCGCAUUCUAGCAUCAUUGGUCGUCGCCUUCUUCCUGUGCUGGGCUCCGUACCACUGCCUCCUGCUGGUAAAGAUGGUGGACAGCAAACACACGGUGGUGAAGAUCUGGCACCCUGUGGCGAAGGGCGUUGCCUACUUUAACAGCUGCGUGAACCCGCUGUUGUACUUCUGCAUGGGGCUGGACGUGAGGGGGCGGUUCAGGCAGAGUCUGGCGGGGGUGUACAAGAGGGCUCUGACGGACGACAUGGACGGGCAGACGACCCAGUCCAACGAGCGCUCUCUGGACGACAGCGGCGGGUCGAAACAAGCUUCUUUUGUCAUGGCAGGAAGGAGUCAGACAGCAUUAGAUUGAAGUUUGAGUCUCUCUUCCAGAACACAUUUUAGAGCAUUAAAGCUCCAUACUUAGGUUUUUUCAUGCAGUUAGAUUGAUUUUAGCGGCGUGCGAUUUCGAUAAAAUCAGAGUUAUUUUCUCAUAGACUUCUAUACAAUCAGAGGAGUCGCCCCCUGAUGGUUAUUAGAGAUAUUACAAGUGUAAGGCUACAGUACAAGACAGGGCAUUUGUCUUGAAAAUAACCACAAAGAAACAAGUGUAAUUUAUUGAUACAUUGCAUGUUCAUUUUCAUAAAAGUAUUCAUAAUAGGCUAUUUCUACUGGCAGACUGUGAAAGUUUUAUUAAAUACCACCAGCGAGAUAAAAGGUUGGAAAUGGUAAAAGGAAGUGAUGGAAAAAGUUUCCGUCCCUCUAGGCAGCCAUUUAUUUCAGUUUAUUUCUGUAAAGUAUGAAAGUUGAAGAGGUCUGAAACUUGCUAUAGAUGCAUAAUCCAUCACAACAGAAUGACAAAUAUAGUUCCUGUUGGUUUGUUCAAAUGCGAUCUGGCAUCAGUCCGACGCAAACACUUUACUGCAAUAAACAACCACAUUCAUAUUAAUCCUUUCAUAGUGAUAAUGCCUGUUUGUCUUCUGUAAAACAAAAACUGGACUUUCACCCAGGAGACCGCUGUCCAUGUCCCAUGUGAGACCAAGUCAACAUUGACUGAUGUGCCUCAAUUCUGCGACGUAACUUCCGGACUUUACUAACACCAUUUACAAAAGUAGUUAUUUCAUGUUACAAACGUACUAAGUAUUUUAACCCAAAUUACGAUAUUUUCCUAAGCUUAACCAAGAAGUUACGUUAAGUAAUUAAACCUAAAAACUAAGUAAACCUACGUUGGAAAUUCAUUUUGGAAAGACAGCGAGUCAUGUGACUAAUGUGACAAAAACAAAUGUCACAAAAUAAGUUUACUUUUAGUUUGAGUUGGUUUAAGAGAAGAAGGUUCUGCUCACGGCUGCAUUACUGCAAGUAAAAAAAUGUGCCUUUCUUUCUAAGACAUCUUUAUAUACUACAUGCAUGGUAUUUUAUUACCUUUAAAUACUGAGACUCUUUUCUGUUGUCGUUUAGAUAACUUUAAGUAGUAUUUACUCCUCAAACUGCAGUCAAUCCUUGCGGGUGCUUUUGUAAAUAUGUCCUGACUUUACGGUGAAGAUGUUGACGUACUGAUGUCAGAUUCACAUUUUCCUGUAACGUUGUGUUUUGUUGCAUGUGAUUGAGGUCACAGAUGGAAAGUGGAACUGUGGUGAGUCUGGUGGAAUAGGAAAGAAGGCAGAGGGGGAAGUGAGACUAUUAAAAGGAAAGCCAGUAAUAACUUGGCUCAGGGGUCACACUGAAGGGAAGGUGAAUUGAAACUGUCUUUUCGGUUUUACGUGCAUAUUUUUUAUUUUUCUGCCAUCAGAGACUCUCAAAGGGGUGUAAAGUGUGUAACUGUAAGCUCAGUGCAGAAAUGGGCAGAGCAUUUAUGGCUUUUAUGGAACACACGUGGAUAUGAAUGAUAAUAAAAUGAAGCCUAGUAGCUGUUGGACCAGCACAGUGACAGCAGUCCUAAGCAACCGGCUCAUAAAACACAGCUGUACCUGCUCGGUAGAUUACUAACACGUCACUAAGACUGUUUAUCUUAGAGUCUGGUCUUUAGGUUUUAUUGUAUUUCUGUGCUGUGAGCCGUACAGAAGCAGCGUCACGUUGAAUGUUAUCAAGCUCGCAGUGUUUCACUUUGAUUUCUCUGCUCUGUGUUGUUGUAAAUUUCUGUAACACACAUAUUAAUUUGUAAAUACGAUUAUAAUGAAACUGUAAUAUGACAAUAAAGGCUUUUCAAGUUGUAGGAAAUCAAA
Molecule: messenger RNA, 3092 nt
Organism: Anarrhichthys ocellatus (wolf-eel)
Lineage: Eukaryota; Metazoa; Chordata; Actinopteri; Perciformes; Anarhichadidae
Product: C3a anaphylatoxin chemotactic receptor-like
Exons: 3
Coding region: 200-1243 (347 amino acids)
Biological process (GO): phospholipase C-activating G protein-coupled receptor signaling pathway; inflammatory response; complement receptor mediated signaling pathway
Cellular component (GO): plasma membrane
Molecular function (GO): complement receptor activity; G protein-coupled receptor activity
Source: RefSeq, a predicted model, not a curated record